Corapipo altera (White-ruffed manakin) is the source of this 807-nucleotide messenger RNA. It is a transcript of the gene ELOVL3, whose product is annotated as ELOVL fatty acid elongase 3. Gene Ontology annotation, cellular component: endoplasmic reticulum membrane. Gene Ontology annotation, molecular function: fatty acid elongase activity. The record is from RefSeq and is a predicted model, not a curated record. The transcript has 5 exons. Gene Ontology annotation, biological process: fatty acid elongation, saturated fatty acid; fatty acid elongation, monounsaturated fatty acid; very long-chain fatty acid biosynthetic process. The coding region runs from base 1 to 807 and encodes 268 amino acids. Lineage: Eukaryota; Metazoa; Chordata; Aves; Passeriformes; Pipridae.
AUGGAGCAGCCCACCCAGAUCUGGGAGUGCAGACAGGUGUAUUUGACAUUGUGGAGGCAAGAGGAUAAUCAGAAUGUCACAACUCAAUCUGGAUUGCUCAGGGACAAGCCUUUAAUUUUUGGUGCUAUUUAUUUGAUCCUGAUCUUUGGAAUCCAGCAUUUCAUGAAGGAACGGAGAGCCUUCCACCUGCGGACACCACUGACCCUGUGGUCCUUCAGUCUGACCUUGUUCAGUGUCGUUGCAGCCUCACGGGUCUGGAAGCAAAUGGCCUUCCUCCUUCUUAACAAGGGAUUUAAGCAAUCAGUGUGUAGUCAAUCUGUCUUCGUUCACCCUGUCUCCAGGCUUUGGUUAUUUUUAUUUGCAAUGAGCAAAUUUGUGGAACUGGGUGACACUGUGUUCAUUGUUCUCCGGAAAAAGAAGCUCAUCUUUCUCCACUGGUAUCACCAUUUAACCACAGCAGUUUUAUCCUGGUAUAACCAUAAUGAAAUGUCGGCUGGUUGUGGCUGGGUUGCAGCCUUGAACUUCAGUGUCCAUGGUCUCACAUACUCCUACUACACUGUGACAGCCAUGGGCAUCCGGGUACCCAAGUCCAUUGCCAUAACAAUCACCACUUCACAAAUGGUGCAGAUGACGGGAUUUUUAAUAAUGAGCAUCUUUAUGUUCUUCUGGAAGGAUGAUAAGGUCUGCCGCACCACCUGGCCACUGCUUCUCAGUGCAUCUUGGAUUUAUAUCACUUUUUUGAUACUCUUUGUCAACUACUUCUUCAAAACUUAUCUGAGUGGCACCUGGAAAUCAAAGGAGGAGUAA